CAUACACACAUGCACUUUCCUUACCUCUUCAUUAUUCUCUCAAUCUCAUCAUUUCCCUCUCUCUCUCUCUGUCAAUGGAGAAAACUCUAGCCACUCCCGAUUCCACUAGACGCUCUCUUUCCUCGUCGCGCGCAGCCACCGUGAAAUCACGCGCCGCCGGUUUCGAGCGCAGAACCAAACGGAGAUUGUCGGAGACCAAGGCAAGCGUGUGUGUGUCCGGUGAAGAAGAACAAGAAGAAGACGACGAAGAAGAAGAAGUGGUGAAAGAGAAGAUCUCUGCGUUGCAGAGGAUUAUUCCCGGAGGAACGGCGCUUGGUGUGGACGCGCUCUUCGAAGAGACAGCUGGUUACAUAAUGUCUCUACAAUGCCAGAUCAAAACCAUUAAAGUCCUCACCUCGUUUCUCCAACGCUUAGAUAAACAAGAUAUGAAGUUCGGAGGUUGAAGAUGAUGACUCCAAGAUUGCUCUUCUUUUCUUUCGAUUCCGACCCAAAAAAAAAAAAAGAAGAAUUUUCAUUAUGUAGUUUUGUUUUUAACUUUAUUUUUUUGUUUGAUAUGGAUUUUAGCUUUGAUAUAUGGGGAAAGAGAU
Molecule: messenger RNA, 587 nt
Organism: Eutrema salsugineum
Lineage: Eukaryota; Viridiplantae; Streptophyta; Magnoliopsida; Brassicales; Brassicaceae
Product: transcription factor PAR1
Exons: 1
Coding region: 75-443 (122 amino acids)
Biological process (GO): regulation of DNA-templated transcription
Source: RefSeq, a predicted model, not a curated record